This is a messenger RNA of Colletotrichum scovillei, 1495 nucleotides long. Its product is annotated as ribosome assembly protein 4. NCBI's taxonomy places the organism in Eukaryota, Fungi, Ascomycota, Sordariomycetes, Glomerellales, Glomerellaceae. Gene Ontology annotation, molecular function: protein binding. The transcript has 2 exons. The record is from RefSeq and is a predicted model, not a curated record. Bases 134 to 1288 code for a protein of 384 amino acids.
CUUCGUCCAUCAACCACAUUAUUUUGUUUUAUCCAAAAGUUGCUCAUUCGUUACACUGGGGAAUCCGCCGGACGGCAGUGGAUGAUGCUGUGUUUGGGUUGAAAGGAAACAGAGAGAGAGAAACAUUGACAUCAUGAGCGCUUACCUGGACGCCAGCAAUGGCCCGCCGGCGGAUGAUUCGAUGCCCAGCUAUGAGGAGGCGGUCGCCGGGGGCGCGCAGCGGAAUGCAGUGAGGACACACUCCGUCUCGGGAUCAAUACAAUCCCUCAACCUCCACGACGGCACCCUCCCACCAUCAAUCCUGCGCCUCAAGCACCUCGGCCGCGCAAUCUGCCACAACGGCCCCGUCACUUCCAUCGCCGUCAGCCCCAAAGGCUACGUCGCGACCUCGCAAGACAACACGGGCACCGCACUUCCCUCCAGCACCAAGAUCUGGGACUUUUCCCAGAAACCCGGCGCCGUGGGCGCGCGCCUCGUGCCGUCGGACAUCAGCAACGACGCGCCCGUGGUCGUCUUCAGCCCGGACGGGAAGCUGACGGCCGUGGUGGAGAAGGAUGCGGGAUGGAAGCGGGAGUGGCGGGUGAAGCUCCGCGCCGGGGAGGAAGGGCGAGGGGUGCGGUGCGCGCUGAACGGUGUCGGGCGUCCCGCGGCGUUUAGCCCUGACGGGAAGAAGUUUGCGGCGGCGGACCCGUUGGGUGUUGUUGUCGUGUUUGAGGCGGCGACGAGUCCGCCGGGGAUGCCGCCUACGAAGAAGGUGGCGGGUGUGAUGAACCAUGCUGCGCCGACACAUGUUCUCUUUAUGCCGAAUGGUGCGGACCUCGUGACGCUGUCGAGGGACGGGACGGUUAGGAUAUCGGAAGCCAAGACGGGGAGGACGCUACGGCGGAUGGAGGUGGAUGGGGUUGUGACGGGGACGGGGACGGGAGCGCGGGCGUUGGGGGUAUCGCCGGAUGGGAGGGUGGUUGUGUCGGUGUGGGCGAGGGCCGUGUAUGUGUGGGAGCACGAGGCUGGGCGGGUAUCGAGCUGGGAGAUGAACAAAGUGCGGAACAACGAAGGGUGGCCGCUGGCGGUGUCACCGGAUUGUCGGUUCCUGGCGUGUCGGACAGAGGAGGGGAUGGACAUCUCGGAUGUAUACUCUGGACAGGUUCUGGCUGAAGUGACGACCGCGGUGGGGAUCGACGGGCUGGUGACGGCGGCGGCCUUUUCGAUGGAUGGGAAGAUGAUGGCCGUUGGUAGGCAUAGUGGUGUUGUUGAUGUGUGGAACUUGGCGCCCUACGAAGGAUUGUGAAGGGCCAUGAUGGGAGUUUGUGUUUUGUCUGGAACUACUUAUGACGAUGCGGGAGGGGAUGUUUUUCUAUUGGAUUCAUAUUGGAAAUAGCGAUGAAUCAGGCAAAAGUGUCAUCUUGGUCAAAAUUUACGGAAAAUCAGGGAUAUUAAGUAUACAGAUACGUAGUUGGACAUAUCGAAAACUCAUCUGAGGGAGCAUGAUACGGAG